Messenger RNA from Gossypium raimondii (Peruvian cotton), 1080 nucleotides. Its product is annotated as 14-3-3-like protein. Gene Ontology annotation, biological process: signal transduction. Gene Ontology annotation, cellular component: cytoplasm. The coding region runs from base 107 to 883 and encodes 258 amino acids. The record is from RefSeq and is a predicted model, not a curated record. Lineage: Eukaryota; Viridiplantae; Streptophyta; Magnoliopsida; Malvales; Malvaceae. The transcript is spliced from 4 exons.
AUAUCUAUCACUCCACAUUUCUUCUUCCCCAUCACUGCCACAUUUCUCACCCUCUAAAAUUUUCAAAAAACCUUCUCUUCCCUCUAACUUGAUUCGAAAAUCCACAAUGGCCGCCGCCACUCGCGAAGAAAAUGUCUACAUGGCGAAACUCGCUGAGCAAGCCGAACGCUACGAGGAAAUGGUCGACUUCAUGGAGAAAGUCUCGGCUUCCGCCGCCGACAACGAGGGACUCACCAUCGAAGAACGCAACCUCCUCUCCGUUGCUUACAAGAACGUGAUCGGCGCACGCCGUGCUUCGUGGCGCAUCAUCUCCUCCAUUGAGCAGAAAGAGGAGAGCCGUGGUAACGAGGAUCACGUGGCCGUUAUACGUGAUUACCGGGCUAAGAUCGAGUCCGAGCUCUCCUCGAUCUGUGGCGGGAUCUUGAAACUCCUUGACACCACACUCAUCCCUUCGCCUUCCGGUGGAGAUUCAAAGGUCUUUUAUCUUAAGAUGAAGGGAGAUUAUCACAGGUAUUUGGCUGAAUUCAAAACUGGCGCCGAACGUAAGGAAGCUGCUGAGAGUACUCUCACUGCCUACAAAUCCGCUCAGGAGAUUGCCAACGCCGAGUUGGCUCCAACUCACCCGAUCCGACUCGGUCUAGCCCUCAAUUUCUCUGUUUUCUACUACGAGAUUCUCAAUUCUCCUGAUCGCGCUUGCGAACUGGCUAAACAGGCGUUUGAUGAAGCAAUAGCUGAGUUGGAUACACUAGGGGAGGAAUCAUACAAAGACAGCACCCUCAUCAUGCAACUGCUACGUGACAAUCUCACUCUGUGGACCUCCGACAUGCAGGAUGAUGAUGAGAUUAAAGAAGCAGCGAAGCGCGAGGAAGAAGAACAACAAUAGUCAAAGCAGUCUCUGGUGGGCUCUUUCUAUUAUAAUUUGCCAAGUUAGGGUUUCAAUUCAAACCAAACUUGUAUCUUUUUAUGUGUUUUGUUAUGAUAGAUGAUAUUAAUCUUUGUUGUCAUUUAAUCUUCCAUGUUCCAUUGAAAUGCUUCAUGCUGAAUGGUUUGAUAAUUAAUAUUUGUUUUAUUUUCUGAUAA